Messenger RNA from Musa acuminata AAA Group (dessert banana), 719 nucleotides. RefSeq lists its product as uncharacterized. Lineage: Eukaryota; Viridiplantae; Streptophyta; Magnoliopsida; Zingiberales; Musaceae. The transcript is spliced from 5 exons. The record is from RefSeq and is a predicted model, not a curated record. Bases 10 to 690 code for a protein of 226 amino acids.
ACAGAUUACAUGCUGCACCAUCUCCAAAUAGAAGAAAGCCAAAUCCCAGAAAUGUCCCUGGAAUUGUACAAAGAGUAUGGGACAACAAUAGCUGGUCUUAAGGCACUGGGUUACAAAUUCGACAACGAUGAGUUCCAUGCAUAUGUUCAUGGAAAAUUGCCAUACCAUACACUGAAACCUGAUCCUUUGUUGAGGAAUCUGCUUCUUUCAAUGCCACAGAGAAAGAUGAUCUUCACAAAUGCAGACAAAGCUCAUGCUGCAAGAGUUCUAAGCAGGCUGGGCCUGGAAAACUGCUUUGAAGGAAUCAUAUGCUUCGAGACACUGAAUCCAACUGAAAAGGUCACUACUACUCUCAGAGACAAUGUAUCAAACACUGAUAGGGCCAAUUGCGAGGGAAGAAUACUCUGCAAGCCAUCUUUGGAAGCCAUCGAAACCGCCAUGAGGAUCGCAAACAUCGAUCCCAAGAAAACAAUAUUCUUUGACGACAGCGCAAAAAACAUUGCAGCAGGAAAGGCAGCAGGUCUUCAUACUGUCCUUGUUGGGAGGUCAGUGCCGGUACCAGGGGCUGAUCUUGCACUGGAGAGCAUUUACAACAUAAAAGAAGCAUUGCCUGAGAUAUGGCAGGAUGGAAAGCAGACGAAACCAGUUAUUGCGGCCACCGCAGUGGAAGAAACCACAGUCCUUGCAUGAGCAUCAUCAUUGGAGGAAUCAACGGACAG